Messenger RNA from Cucumis sativus (cucumber), 1803 nucleotides. Its product is annotated as F-box protein CPR1-like. The coding region runs from base 461 to 1606 and encodes 381 amino acids. Gene Ontology annotation, molecular function: protein binding. Lineage: Eukaryota; Viridiplantae; Streptophyta; Magnoliopsida; Cucurbitales; Cucurbitaceae. The transcript is spliced from 2 exons. The record is from RefSeq and is a predicted model, not a curated record.
AGCAUUAGAUUAGAAAAGAAAAGAAAAGAAAAGAAAAGAACGCUUCUCUCCUUCCUUCUCCCUCUCCCUUUCCUCUCUGUCUCUAAUCUCUAUUGCUUUGUACCAACGUCGUUUUCUCUGUUGUUUUGGGUUCUUCUCCCUCCUUCUUUAUACAACACAUAAACCCACUCAUCGUUCUCCACCACCGCUGCAACGAAUGCCCGCGUCUCGCCCAUCGUCCUUCUAGUUUCCCUCCUCAUCCAUCAGUCUCUCUCACCCCUUCGUAGUCAUCACACUGGAGACAGAGGUUCUUGUUUGAAACAACGGUAGAUUGAUCUCCAAUCUCCACCGCACUCCAUUAUUUGCAAGCCUCACCAUUCUUCACGGUAAAACUUCACAUUUACACUCUAUUCUUUUCUAUUGAUUUUAAUUUUUGCUCUUUUCUCUUACAGUUAGUAUUUUCAUCGUAAACAUAACAAUAAUGGUGGUUUCUGAUGUUGUGAUUCAAAUUCUAUCCAAGCUUCCACCACAAUCUCUUCUUCGAUUCAAGUCUGUUUGCAAAUCCUGGUAUCAUCUUAUCAACCAUCCUAAAUUUGUAACAAAACAUCUCUUAGAUUCUUUUCCCCAUAAACAUGUCCUCAUCAAACGUGCCCUCACCAACCACUCUGGCAAACAAGAACUUGUGUUCUCCAUCCUCAAAUUCUCUCUCAAUGGAUCUGUGUCUAUUAUGGACAUCAAUUUGACAUUCCAAGAGAUCGAUCCACUUUUAGAACUUUGUGGCCAUUCUCACGGCUUAGUUUGUCUUUCCGAUUGUGACGAUGCGUUCCUUGUUAAUCCUAUGACCAGACAGUUUCAUAAACUUCCGCCAUCGAUUCUUAUCUUUCGUGGUUGCCAUCAUGACGAUCCUGAUUAUUACUCUGCAAUACCAUUUACUAUCGGAUUUGGGUAUGAUGCAAAAUCUAGCGAUUUCAAAGUUGUUAGAAUUGUGAGUUGUCGAGGACAAGCAAAAUCCAGUAUGAGAGUGGAAAUUUAUGAUUUGAGCAAAGAUAAAUGGAGAGAAAUUGAAGCUCCUGAUUUGUGUGGCAAUGCGAGAUUUAUACCUUCAUUUGAUAUGUGUCACGAAGGAAUAUUUUAUUGGUGGGGAUAUGGUGAACCAAGGAUUAACGAAGUGGACUCUAUUAUAACAUUUGACAUGAGUGAAGAGAUUUUUGGUAAAAUUUCACUACCGGAGAGCUUCAAUGACACAAAGCAUAAAAUAAGUUUAAGGGUUUUGAAUAAAUCCAUUAUCCUUUUUGUCUAUCCAUUUGAAAGUAAUGAGACAAAUAUUGACAUUUGGGAGAUGGAGAAGGAUGAAUCUAGUGUUGUUUCGUGGUCGAAGCUAUUGACCAUUGACCCUCCUUUUGGAGUUGAGCAUCCAUUGUUGUUUGUAAGUUGUGAAGAACUGUUAAUGGAGUCCAGUGAAGGACAUGUGAUUAUGUAUAACACGGCAACUCAACUAUUCAAAAAGCUUCCAAUAGAAGGGGAUGUAACUUAUGCAAAACCUCACAGAUUUGAAGCUCAUGAUCUUUUUAUUGAGAGUUUGUUACCGGUGGAAGGGGGAAGAGAUAUGAUCAAUUACGAUUUUUAGUAUUUUCGGGUUUUACUAUUGUAAGUCAUAUUGUUUGAUGUAUGUUCUUUGAGUGAUAUGAGUUUUAGUAUUUUUCAAAUUAUUUUAAUUAAUGUUUAGAUUUUGUUACUUAGCUUUCACACAGUAAAAUUGUAUUGCUUUUAGAGUAUAAUGUUUAUUUUUAAUGUAUAGAUUUAAUACAUAACAAAACUUAUUUC